UCGCACUUAAACCGGAGAAAAGAGACAUCUAUUGACGACGACGGCAUCAAUAUUUGUCAGCCAGCACGUUCAGGUUAAACAGUUCUCUGUCAACUUUUGUGGCAGCGAAAACAGCUCCGAUUUUCGUAUCAUACAGUGGCUGGUUGUAACUUUUGGAACAUGAAAGUCCAUAUACUGUCCCUGUUGCUCUUGGGCUCCCUUGCUGCCACGGUUCAGGGCCUCACGUGUUACUACUGUAACUACACCAAUGUCGUCCCGUGGUACAUGCCCUUUUGUGGAGAUCCCUUCGACGAAUUGGCCAGCGAGGCAAAAACAUCGACUGUGUCGUGUAAUGGAAUCUGUAUCAAAUCCAAAGGCCGAAUCUUCUACGACGGAGGGUAUGUGGAGGGCCUAUCGCGGGGGUGUCAUGCCGGCAUGGACGUCUCGGAGUGCUUCAACGCGUGCAGGUCCCAGGGACGACAAGAAGGAUGCGAGUACUGCUGCGACCAGGAUCUCUGCAACAGCGCAUUCCCUGUGACCUUCCACCCGGAAGUACUUGUCACCACACUGGUGUUUGCGUUUGCGACCUUGGCUUUCUAAACACAGUAAAAGGUUUUUUAAGGCUAAAAAGUAGGUGUUUUGUAAACAGGAAGGGAACUUUUACUGGAAAUUAUAAUUUACAUCGCACAUGGGAAUGGUCUCUUCUAAAUGCUAAACGAUUAGUGUCCAGGUUUUGUGGUACUUUGCAUGCGCAUGCGCGCCCUAUAUAGCCACUAAUGCUUUUAUCCCACGUUUGCUGUUGCUUCUCGUCAUUUUAGACCAACAGUACCAAUACAACAAGCGUUUUUUUAGACAGGAUAAAAAUCUGGCAAUAAUUUAAGCGAACACUAGUUUUCAUACUUUACGGGAUAAUCUCAUUACUACUACGGAUUGGUGAAGGAAGGAUUAACGGUCCGCAAUAAGUUUUUACACAACACGCUUGGGAAACUCGACUUGCAUAAAGGCUAUGAUCUUGGUUCUGGAGGAUUUUUGAAGGUACGUAAAGUCCUGCGUAUCGACAGGAGAAAGCUUCAAGUUACAUGAGGUGUGAAUACUAGUCUCCUCACAAGACUGGUAAUCGAACCAUUCUCCCAUAGGAAAAAGUACAUGGUGUAUCCCCAGAGCAUUAUGUAAUAAAACAUUAUGUAAUAAAAACACAAACAAGACAAAAUAAAAUGCAAACAGGCCCGACCCCCUCUUAAAGGAUUAUGUCUUUAUUUCAUGGGAAUAGACAAUAAUGUAGUUCCCUUGCUUAUGACGAAAAGCCUCCAAAUCUUAUCCACACGUGACGGAGGAAAGUCAGAAUCUUUUGCCCCUCCCAGAAAAAUUUCUUCAACUCCCCCAAGGGUUCUGGCUGGGGCUUUACUCUGUAAAAUGGUACGUUCCUAGGGACCGAAGUUGAAAAACAUGAAACUGAAAGGAGCUCCAACAGGUGUCGUGUGAAAUUACUUCUGCCUGAUUGCACACGACGAUCUAAUAGGCAGAUUGCUGAAGACCUACCAACUGUGCGCACGGAAUAUAAGCAGUCGGGCCAAGGCAGAACGAAAUAAGGCUUACGUAGCCAUGCAAGGAUGACGAUGCAGUUGGAUAGGCCUACAGAGAAAAAGUUCAUUGACUUUUGCUUGGUUCGGCAACAUACCAUUAGAAUCACUGCUGGAAGGUCUGGGCUUCUAAACGUUGUCCCGUACCCCCCAAAAAAACAUGAUUGCUGUUAAUAACCACAGUAAUCAUAAGUAUCGUCAAUUUACACCGACGUGCCGAGAGAAAAACAGAAUUCAUUUAAUUUUGAAAUGUAUAAACGUCUGUGGGUAUAAAUUAGUAAUCAGGUGCAGAAUUUUGAAAAUAAUGAUAGUUUACCCUCAUCCACAGCUUUCCGUAUGGGGUGAGAUUUCCGAGAAUAUUCAAAAGAAUUUCAAAAUUUUUCAACCCAUACAGUAGUGUGGAAUCUCUCAUAUUUCUAUAUGUUUUAAAGUUUGGUUAGAUAUGCCACAUUCCGAUAAUCAUAUUUUUACUCUUACUGCUGGAUAAUUUCUGGACCUUGAUUUUGUCCUCCCCUUAAUCUCCGGCCUUAAGGUAGUUCCAAAUAUUAAUUUUUCCUCAUUGUGUGAGCAUGUAAUUUAGACAAGAAAUUAAUAACCGUUUUGCAAGUUAAAGUUAAAUAAAAUCUGAUACACUAAGUUAUGGGAUUGCACGUAAACGCAACAACGUAACUUCUUCAGACCAUGGACACGGUUGCUGUACCUUGUGAGUUUGGGCAGGCUCUUACAUAGAGAUCGCCAUUUCUGGAAUGGACUGGUUCCUCUGAGCCCGUCGUAUCCAUUGAAUUAAUUGUACAAAGCAUUGUACUAAGCAAAUGCUUGCCCCGAAUUACGAAUUGUAGUAGCAACCGUGUUAAUAUGGAGAACACAAACUGUCUUGCUCACGUUAAUUUAAGGAAUCGGUGUACACGAUUUUAUUGCAAAAACAUGAAGUCGAGGUUAACUCCGCCAAGCGAUGUACUUUGUGUAAAAGGGUUCCUGCUGCAUUGCACACGGCAGUCUAAUGGCAGUCUUAUGGGGCCUACCGGAUGUGGGCACGGAAUGCCACCAGUCAGAUCAAGGUAUCGACAGAGGUCUUAUUUAGCCAUUUGAGUGUGACGAUGCGUUUGGUAUAAUAUAUGCGUAAUUACUGUCGUCAGCUAUUGGGAGAGAGUUCAGUGACUUUUGCUUGUUCAUCGACACACCCGCAGGUACAUCUGAAUCUUUGACCACCGUUCCCAACUCAAAUGCAUGAUUGUGGUUCAUAACCACACGAAUAACAGCAGCGCCAAGUUUGGAGAAAAUGGAUGAUGGAAGGAAACAUUUGCAAAUAUAAAUUACUGUUACUUAUCUCCCAACCCCCUACUUGACGAUUGCUGGACGUUGAUUUUGUACCCCUAGAAUCUCUGGCCUAACGGUAGAUCGAAUUUGAAGAUUUUUCAGUGAAAGUAGGGAGUUUUACACUGCACAUUUUUAUCAUUGUCUCAAGGAAUUUUGAUAGAUUACCUUCUUUUUAUGAAACUUUCUCUAUGAAAUAUUUCUUUCAUUUUGCUAGCUAUUUUUUUUAAAUUCUAUCGUGAUUCCAACCUUUAUUUAAGUUCUAUGGCAUUCAAUACACUAUUUGUAACUUUUAUUUGGUUCUCUACUUCAAUUUUCAUUGAUUUUUAUCGACAUGUAUUAUUCAUUUACUCAUUUGA
This is a messenger RNA of Acanthaster planci (crown-of-thorns starfish), 3232 nucleotides long. RefSeq lists its product as uncharacterized. NCBI's taxonomy places the organism in Eukaryota, Metazoa, Echinodermata, Asteroidea, Valvatida, Acanthasteridae. The record is from RefSeq and is a predicted model, not a curated record.